Messenger RNA from Lotus japonicus, 1574 nucleotides. RefSeq names its product zinc finger protein WIP5-like. Bases 261 to 1310 code for a protein of 349 amino acids. Lineage: Eukaryota; Viridiplantae; Streptophyta; Magnoliopsida; Fabales; Fabaceae. The transcript is spliced from 2 exons. The record is from RefSeq and is a predicted model, not a curated record. Gene Ontology annotation, biological process: anatomical structure development; regulation of gene expression. Gene Ontology annotation, cellular component: nucleus. Gene Ontology annotation, molecular function: DNA-binding transcription factor activity.
ACUUUGGCAAGUGAUUUCUUGUCUCCCUUUUUCUUACUUUAUUGGGUUUGCUUUACCAACAUUGGAUUUCUAACACCUCCUUUUAACCCUCCAUCCUGACUCUUCCAUUAUGACAAUUAUAUAUUUUUUGUUGAAUUGAAUCUCAAACUCGCCUUUGUAUAUCUCUCCCUCUAUAAUAACCUAAUAAUCCUUUCAAUUCCAACAAGAUCAUCAUCAUCAUCAUAAACCCUUCCUUUCCCAUUCCCUCACCUCCUCUCAUCAUGACUCAACCCCACUGCUCCAAUGACUUCAACCAUGGUAAUUGGUUUGAGUUUGACCUCAAUUAUUCUCCAUCACCUUGCUUCAACCCACCAUUCUACUUUCCUUCUUCUAGUUAUCAUCACCAUCAUCAUCAUCAUAACCUCACAAGUGGAACAAGCAUCUCUUUUUCUCAAUCUUUUCCUUCAUCUCCUCCUCCAAGAGAAGCUUUACCUCUCCUUAACCUAAGCCCUCCAAAACGUGAUGAAGAUCUAGAAUCUUCCUUCAGUGCCAUGGAAGUAAAAAACAAGAAGGAGAAAGAACUUCUAAGCAUAUCAUCAUCUCAUGUGACGGUGGCUUUGCACUUAGGGCUUCCACGUUCAGCUGAUUUGGCUUCAAAUAUUGAGAUUUCAGAUCAUCAUAAAGAAGAAGAAGAAAAAGUAGUGACUGUUGCAGCUGCUUCUAGUUCUGAGUAUCCUGCAUCAAGUAGUAGAAUCAACAGGAGUCAGUAUUGGAUCCCUACACCUGCACAGAUUCUGAUUGGUCCAACUCAGUUCUCAUGUCCGCUUUGUUUCAAGACGUUCAACAGAUACAACAACAUGCAGAUGCAUAUGUGGGGACAUGGAUCCCAAUACAGAAAAGGGCCAGAGUCUCUAAGAGGAACACAACCAACAGCAAUGCUAAGACUCCCAUGCUAUUGCUGUGCACCAGGAUGCAAGAACAACAUUGACCAUCCAAGAGCAAAACCACUCAAAGACUUCAGAACCCUCCAAACACAUUACAAGAGAAAGCACGGAAUCAAACCUUUCAUGUGCAGAAAAUGUUGCAAAGCGUUUGCAGUGAGAGGAGAUUGGAGGACUCAUGAGAAGAACUGUGGGAAGCUUUGGUAUUGCUCUUGUGGGUCCGAUUUCAAGCACAAGAGAUCUCUUAAGGAUCAUAUCAAGGCGUUUGGAAAUGGACACAAAGCUUAUAUUAAUGGAAUUGAUGAUAAUUGUCUUCUUGAUCAAGAUGAUAUUGAAGGGGGUUCUGAAGUUGAGCAAGAAAAUGAUGAGUCUUUGCAUAGUCAUGGUUGAUGUGUUUUCAACUAUAAAGACAACAACACAUGCAAUCAUGUUUGUUUUGGAACUAAUUACUAUUUUGUUGACUAAGACUAUGUAUGCGGCAAAAUUUUCUUCUUGUCAUUUUGGAUUUGAUAUCUCUCUCUGGGAAUCACUGCACAUAGAUGUGAACUUUAACAGGAUAUGCAUAUUUCAAGUGUAUCUUUGGGAGGAUUUUCAAAUGGUCAAACACCAAGAGAAUCUUCAUUUAAUAUAUAUCCUGGUUGGUUAAGGGUAAAA